Molecule: messenger RNA, 897 nt
Organism: Alternaria ethzedia
Lineage: Eukaryota; Fungi; Ascomycota; Dothideomycetes; Pleosporales; Pleosporaceae
Exons: 3
Coding region: 1-897 (298 amino acids)
Biological process (GO): tRNA wobble adenosine to inosine editing
Cellular component (GO): cytoplasm; nucleus
Molecular function (GO): zinc ion binding; tRNA-specific adenosine-34 deaminase activity
Source: RefSeq, a predicted model, not a curated record
AUGACUGGAAUUUGGAAAGCGAAGGAACCAUGGACGCCUCUCGUGCUUGCGUCUGCCGCGCUCGGGCUGGCGCUUUACUACCUACAUGCCCAGCAAACAGCCACUUUGACAACUGCGGACCCUGCGCAGGUGAAUACAGAACCGUGCCAAGACGACGAAGCGAUUCACGUACCAGACGCCAUGGAUCCGAAGGAGAGAGCGUAUCAUGAAGGCUUCAUGCGCGAGGCUAUUGCCAUGGCUGAACUUGCACUCAAGAGCGAUGAGACCCCCGUCGGCUGUGUCUUCGUCAAGGACGGCGAGGUCAUUGGACGAGGCAUGAACGAGACAAAUCGGACCCUGAACGGUACCCGCCACGCCGAGUUCGUCGCCAUCGCUGGCAUCUUGUCAAAGCACCCCAUCAGCAUCCUCAACGAGACAGACCUCUAUGUCACCGUUGAGCCAUGCGUCAUGUGCGCGUCCAUGCUGCGCCAGUACGGCAUCCGAGCCGUCUACUUCGGAUGCUGGAACGAGCGUUUUGGUGGCACCGGAGGUGUUCUGAACAUUCACUCUGAUGCUAGCGUCGACAAGCCCUAUCCAGUCACCGGCGGCAUCUUCCGAGAGGAAGCCAUCAUGUUGCUCCGGAAAUUCUACGUCCAAGAGAACGAAAAGGCCCCCGAGCCCAAACAGAAGAAGACGAGGGAGCUGAAGACAGAGAUCCUGCCCAUGGACGUUCAUCAGCCCAAGUCGACCCCAUCACCUGCUAUUCGUGCUCCGGCUAAUGCGACCUCGACCGGAUCCAUCCCGACACUGUCUUCUUUGAGCGCAUCCGCCGCCGCUGCAGCUGUCGCGGUCCCCAAGACUGUGUUUCCCACGCCCGGACAGGCUCGACCCAGCUCUGCCAGCACAGCUCUUGCUUGA